UUUUUGUUUCUAUUUAAUAUUCAAAUUAAUCGUACCAUGGAAUUCUAUACGAACUAUGAUGGACAAAUGGAUAUGUGUUCCAAUAGUCGUAUAAGUCAUUCGGAAUCUGAUUCAUCGAAUGGUAAACCCCGACAUGCCGUAAAUGCCCGUGAACGUUGUCGAACACAGAGUGUAAAUAGUGCCUUCAAUACCCUGCGCACCUUAAUACCCACCGAACCGUAUGAUCGCAAAUUGUCAAAAAUUGAAAUAUUACGUUUGGCCAAAAGUUAUAUCGCCCAUUUGGAUGCAGUCAUUGUAACAGGCAACACAGAAAAACCAUGCUCACUCUACUCAUCUCAAUCGCAUCAGUGUAGUGACAUCCGAGAAGAAGGAUCCCGAACAAGUAUUUGCACGUUUUGUGCAAAUAAAAUAAAUAAAUGUUAAACA
This is a messenger RNA of Musca vetustissima, 426 nucleotides long. RefSeq names its product transcription factor 15. Bases 37 to 423 code for a protein of 128 amino acids. The transcript is spliced from 3 exons. The record is from RefSeq and is a predicted model, not a curated record. Gene Ontology annotation, molecular function: DNA-binding transcription factor activity, RNA polymerase II-specific; protein dimerization activity; RNA polymerase II transcription regulatory region sequence-specific DNA binding. Gene Ontology annotation, biological process: regulation of transcription by RNA polymerase II; developmental process. NCBI's taxonomy places the organism in Eukaryota, Metazoa, Arthropoda, Insecta, Diptera, Muscidae.